Vespa crabro (European hornet) is the source of this 4413-nucleotide messenger RNA. Its product is annotated as hemicentin-2-like. The coding region runs from base 1231 to 3873 and encodes 880 amino acids. The transcript has 10 exons. Gene Ontology annotation, molecular function: protein binding. Lineage: Eukaryota; Metazoa; Arthropoda; Insecta; Hymenoptera; Vespidae. The record is from RefSeq and is a predicted model, not a curated record.
CGCAGCAGAGAGCGCGCCUUCCGUCUUGCGCAGGGGUCUAACGCUUUUCGAAUCUCUUUCUUCACACAAGUUUCAUAUUUAUUAUCCGAUAAAUUUGUUAUAAAAUAUUUCGUAAAAAGUGUACAAUUUUACAAAUCGAAAAGUCAAUUUUUAUGCAUUUACGUGAACGAAAAAGGGGACGAAUAAAUUAAUCGAACAAAAAUAGAAAAUAUUUGUUUUAUUUAUAAACGACUUCCGAACAAUGUUCAUUUCUUUAAAAAUGACGAAUAUUAUUAUUGCGUAUAAAAGAACGAAUGAUUAAAAUUUCGUCGAUCUCAUCGCAUUGUGGAAAUUAAGUAUCGUAAGUGUGUACGUUUAAUUCUAUGAAUAAUUUAAACGAUUUCUUUCUAUAAUCAAAAACCAAGAAAUAGUGAUCGCAAGAUUGAAACGAUUUGGAAGGAUGAAAUGAUAAUUAUAAUAAUUGUGAAAUAAAAAAGAAAGAUCGAAGAAACGUGAAGAAGAGGUGUCAAGAAGAUAUCUUUAUAGGAACGUGCGUGGGGUGGCAUCGAUGUCGGGAUAAAAAGUCGCUCGUAAGUCGGCCCAUUACGUCAUUAUCGCUCGACGAUGACGGGAACUCGUUGGUGCGUAUGAUAAGUUUACCGAUGUAUAUAAAGGGUCGUCGUUCGUUCGAGCGUGCACGGAUAUACUAUAUAAGGAGUAGGAUCGUUCGAUCGAGUAAGUCCAUUAAUGUCGCGGCAACGACAGAUACGUCGAAGCAUAAAUAGACAGGCUGCUGCCGUCUCUUGGUGAAAAUGAACGAUCGCUCGAGUGAGGAAGAGAAGAAAAGGGAGGACGACGACAUCAUCGUGAGAAAGAGAGAGAGAAAGAUAGUAGUUGUAUUGCUUUCUUCGUUCCAUGAAUGAAGAAGAAAAAUCUUAUCGAGAUCUACGACAGUUAAUCAACGCCGAUUACGUGAACUUAUAUUAAAUUGAAUAAAGCUUCGAAUUGGUACGUGUCUAUUAUGUGUUUUACGUGUGUGCGUUAGUUUAAGUGAUAAGGAAGUAGGAAGAGGAAGGAUCUGAAUUUCGGAUUAUCGGAAGACCUGACUCAUUGAAACUCGACUUAGUAGGUACUUCAGAGAAGUUAUACCUUCGUGGAACGUUAAAGAGGCCGAUAUUUGAACGAGAACGGAAGACGGACGGAUUGAUAGAGAUAGAGAUAGAUUCGUCUAUCCAGUUAUAGCGACGCAGGAUGUUCAAGAGAAUGCUUUUGCUGAUGAGCGUUUUCGCUCGGUUUGCCGUAGCGGAAGUUGUCCUCGGCGAUGUCGACGAACCUAUUCCCGUAUUAGACAUAACGGCAGUGGCCGGUUUCAAAGCGCAAAUACCUUGCGAUAUCGAGCCACCGACGAAAGACGAGAUGGUUAUCAUGGUCUUUUGGUACAAAGACGGGAAGGAAGGCGAGCCAAUAUACAGUGUGGAUGCCCGCGGUAGAGCCGUAGGUCAAGCAAAGCUUUGGUCGGAUCCAUAUGUAUUUGGGGAAAGAGCGACUAUGAGGACAAACGUGAUGCCAGCUGAACUAGAGAUCGAUCCUUUGCAAUCGACCGACGGAGGAGUAUAUACAUGUAGAGUGGACUUUAAGGAUAGCCCAACGAAGAAUCAGAAGAUCAACCUCACCGUUAUAGUGCCAUCAAAGAAACCGGUGAUCUACAUGGGCUCGAGUAAAGUUCUGGCGAAGAUAUUACAACCCUUUAACGAGGGUAGCGAGAUGACGCUAUUGUGCGAGGUGAUCGGAGGCACGCCACCACCGAGGGUCACUUGGUAUUUUGAAGGAAAAUUACUCGACGAUACGUACACGUUAGAGCAUGGAGACGUUACUAUAAAUCGUUUGGAUGUAUCGCGAGUUACAAGGGAUUUUUUAAGGGCUAGGUUGAUUUGCAGAGCGAGCAAUACACAACUUAUGUCUCCGUUAACAUCCGAGAUUAUUCUCGACGUUAAUCUAAAACCAUUAAUAGUGAAUAUAACAAACAAACGAAAUCACAUAUCGGCAUUAAGAACGUACGAAAUAGAAUGUGCGAGUUCUGGUUCAAGACCGGAAGCCAUUAUAACUUGGUGGAAAGGGACGCAUCAAGUGAAGCAUAUGGCUAGAAAUUUUGCAGAUAGUCCGAACAUAACGAGAAGUGUGCUGAGUUAUGUUCCUACAAUCGAGGACGAAGGAAAGUAUUUGACUUGUCGUGCCGAAAAUCCUGUUGUACCUGACAGUGCCUUGGAAGAUAGAUGGCGAUUGCUCGUUCAUUACGCUCCAGUGGUCACGAUCAAAUUGGGCUCGAGUUUGCGGGCGAACGAUAUAAACGAGGGUGACGACGUCUACUUCGAGUGCGACGUCCGGGCCAAUCCAAAAGCUUACAAGUUGGCCUGGUUCAAGGACGGCAAAGAAUUACAUCAGAACGCGACAGCCGGGAUCAUACUUCCUGGUGGUAAUUCUUUGGUUUUGCAGAGUGUAACUAGAAGUUCGGCUGGCGAGUAUUCGUGUAUGGCUACCAAUCUUGAAGGAAAAUCUACCAGUAGACCAGUUACUUUAGAGAUAAUGUAUGCCCCAAUUUGCAAAGAAGGCUCAUCAACACAAGUGGUAGGCGCGUUAAAGCACGAGACGAUAUCUCUCGUUUGCGGUGUACAAUCGAAACCACCUCCUACGACCUUUCAAUGGACGUUCAACAACUCCGGCGAACUGAUGAACGUGCCGGCGAACCGAUUCACGCAGGUCAAACCGUUGAGCCUCGUCACGAGCCAUUGGCACGGCUCCAGAAUGAAUUACACGCCGUCGAACGACAUGGACUAUGGGACGAUAGCUUGCUGGGCGAGAAAUCGUAUAGGGCUGCAGAAAACGCCCUGUCUUUUUCAGAUCAUUGUAGCUGGGAAGCCAUACCCACUGCAGAAUUGUACAUACGUACAAUCGACCGGAGCCUUCUCCUAUCGAAUGGGACACGAAGACUUUAAAGCUACCGACCCGAGGGACGCCGAUUGGUUGAUCGUCAGAUGCUCCGAGGGAUUUGACGGUGGUCUGCCGUUGACUAAUUACGAGUUGGAGGUUUACAGCGAGGAUAACGUUUAUCAUGUAAAUACUAUUUACUUGAAUCACACGGAUAGAUCAACUGGCCCGGUCUUUGAGGUAUCAGGAUUGGAACCAGGUUGCAAUUAUAGGCUACAUCUUUAUGCCGUAAAUGCAAAAGGUCGAAGCGAUCCCGUCGUCCUUGAACCUGUUUCUCUCAAAGGAGUCGCCAUGUAUACAACAGGUCGUGGCACUUCCGAAGAAACUACAGAUUACAGUCUAUUGGUGGCUUGCUUUGCCGGCGGUAUAACAGCGGUGUGCAUCCUUAUUGUUGGAAUAACUUUAACUCUCUAUCGUCGGAAUCAUCCGAUGCAAGGUAUAAAGACAUUAACAGAAGUGGUUCAAUAUGAGAGUAAAGAUAAUCGAAUGUUAGCAACAACUACUACUAUGCCCGGUGUGGCCGGUGCUAUGAUGACAAGUAAUACUACUAGCAAGGACAUAAGAGAUGAGUUUAAAGAACGUAGCAGUGGAAUGCCAACAGAAUUACCCGACGACGAUCCGGACUUGAUACCAAACAAGCUCUUAGAGCAACGACCCGACAUUUUCGAGCCAAACUAUGCGCCAAGUGGAGCGAAUAGAACGAAAGACUUUGGUUGCCUCGAGGAGCUUGAUUUUCCUUCGCCAUCCUCGGUUCUACGAGCGAAGGAUUCCUGGAUCUACCCAAACGGUUACGUUGAGAGAGGAGGAUCCGAAAGGAGCCUUAGUCCAGCUCGACCUAGCACGUUACCGGUUCAUCGUACUCAUGAUAUCUAUACGAGGAGUCUUCGUGUUCAGGAAAGUUGUAUAUAAAUGAUUGACUAAAAAUAGAAAGAGAGAGAGAGAGAGAGAGAGAGAGAGAGAGAGAGAAUGAGUCAUUCUGUGAGCGCAUGCCUGUAUGGUAGAACCAUUUUGACUAUUUCAAUCCUCGUACCAUACGUUGUUCACUCGACGUUUGUACAUAGAGACAAUAAAUAUCGCUAAGGUUCAUUGUCCUAUCCCUUUUAUCGCGUCUUUAUCCCAAUGCCCUGUUUCUUCUUCAGUCCUUCCUUUUAGAAUUUAGGAUAAUUGUUCAAAGAAUCUAAUAUCACUUCCCGAAGGAUCGCGUUUGUAAAUAGACAAUAAAUCUCUCGUCGUUUAAGAUUCCUCGUAUUUAUAAUACCUUUGAUUUUCGACUUUUCGAUACACAUUUCUCCUAAUUGUCGCCUCAAUAUGGAAAAAUUAAAAAAAACAGUUUAUUGGAUUCAUAAGGUUACGACUGGUAUCACAUUCGUUUUUCAUUUCAUUUUUCAGCUCCUCGAGAGUUUAUGUAAACGUUUGUAUAUAUGGAUAAUAAAUCUCGUUGUGUAAUAA